AUGCCGGACGAAACGGUUAAAGUUAUCGUGCGAUGUCGGCCGAUGAAUUCGAGAGAAAAAUCGCUGAAAUGUGAUGUCAGUGUCGAUGUCCAUUCGGAUAUUGGACAGAUUCAGCUGAAAAAGUCUGCGAAUUCGUCAGAACCGCCAAAAGCCUUCACAUUUGACGGAUCCUACGGAGUCGAUUCGGACACAGCAAAUAUCUACGAGGAUGCCGCUUACAAUUUAGUGGAAGGGGUAAUUGAAGGAUACAAUGGCACUGUGUUUGCUUAUGGCCAGACUGGAUGUGGAAAAUCCUUCACAAUGCAGGGUAUCCAAGCUCAACGAGGCGUGAUUCCACGAGCCUUCCAGCACAUUUUUGAAGCAAUAGCCGUCGCGGAAAACACAAAAUACCUCGUUCGCGCGAGUUAUUUGGAAAUCUACAACGAGGACGUCCGCGAUUUGCUCGGAAAAGACAUCAAAACGAAGCUAGAACUAAAAGAAAAUCCAGACAAAGGAGUUUACAUCAAAGGCCUGUCGAAUUCGAUCGUAAAUACUGUCGAAGAGUGCGAGAAGCUGAUGGAAAAGGGCUGGAACAAUCGAUCAGUCGGGGAGACGCUGAUGAACAAGGACUCCAGUAGAUCUCACAGUAUAUUCACCAUCAACAUCGAAGCAGCAGAGCAAGUCGAAGGGCAGAAGGACAAAAUUCGCGCUGGAAAGCUGAACCUGGUCGAUUUGGCUGGCUCUGAGAGACAAAGCAAAACAGGCGCUACUGGUGCCCGGCUGAAAGAAGCGACGAAGAUUAAUUUAUCGCUCUCAGCUUUGGGAAAUGUUAUUUCAGCGCUGGUCGACGGAAAAUCUAAGCACAUUCCUUACAGAGACUCAAAACUGACCCGUUUGCUGCAGGACUCUCUCGGUGGCAACACGAAAACGCUCAUGAUCGCCUGCAUCUCUCCUGCUGACAACAACUACGACGAGACCUUGUCUACUCUGCGAUACGCCAACAGAGCGAAAAAUAUCAAAAACAAGCCUAAAAUCAACGAAGAUCCAAAAGACGCCCUUCUCCGGCAAUACCAAGAAGAAAUCGCCCAACUCAAAGCUAUGCUGGAAGGAAAACCGCUGCCAAAUAUGUCUCCUGGUGCAACUAUCGAAUCGUCAGGCGAUGUUAAAGCUGGAAGAACAGAUUCUAGCGUGGAUUUAGACGAAGAAAGAGAAAAAAUACGAGAAGAGCUGAAGCGCGAAUUCGAUUCUGAGUUGAAAAAGCUGAAAUCGGAGGGAAAAACGGAAAUGACCGCAGAUGUGAUUCACAAAUUAGAGGAGCGCGUUGGAGGAGCACUCGUCGGCGGAGAAGACAAAAACAACGAAGAGAAGAAGAAAAAAGUCAAAAACAGGAAGAAAAAAGCUGACGAGCGGAAAGAGCGAAUCAGGAACUAUGCUAACGAUCUUCGCUCAUCUUGGCAAAAUAAGGAUGAUAUGGGAGGCUUGCUACGAGUCUACGACGAUGUGAACGAUCAGGUUCGAAGACAAGCAAUCGUCAUUGAGAAUUUGAAAAUGAGGCUCAAGCAGAAAGACAGCGAAAUCAACGAUCUAAGCAGCGAGUUCCAGGAGACAAAAGAAGAGUAUCUCGACGACAUCCGCGAAGCUACCCGAGAAAAUGACUUGCUAGACGCUCUACUCAGACAAAUACAGCCACUGAUAAGACGAGACUCGAAUUAUUACUCGAUCGAGAAGAUAAAAAGCCAGUGCGUUUGGAACGACGACCAGAAGAAAUGGGUUCUUCCGAGGCCGCAAAUUCUCAACGAUCGCCUUCCACAAAUGAACGGCAAUGCAAGUCGGAGCGUUCCACGAGGAUCGUCAAGAGGGGGCUAUCCUCAAGAACCACCGCCCAGUCGCUCGCAGUCAUAUGGAUCAGUAGAAGACCCGUACAACCAGCGCGCGUAUCAUCCUCAAUACGGAGCAGUUCCGAACUCUUCUAGCGAGUCGCUCUCCUCAAAUGUGGACCCUUUACCGCCGCCAAUGCCCAUCAAAAAGCCUUCAAAACUGAAUCCUCUGUUCAAGUGA
Oikopleura dioica is the source of this 2037-nucleotide messenger RNA. Lineage: Eukaryota; Metazoa; Chordata; Appendicularia; Copelata; Oikopleuridae. The record is from the annotation of a GenBank genome assembly.